AUGGAUGGAAAUAAUGAACAAUGCAUUGACAAGUUUCUUGGAUUAACUCCAGAAACUCCAUUAGACAAAGGGUACAAAGAGAUUACUGACUUUUAUUUUGAUGAAAAAGAAGAUCUAGUCCAAAAUGAAGAAACAGAAGGAAUCUUUAUUAUCUCUGAAAAGAAAAUAGGUUAUAAGAAUCAACAAGGACUAGAAGUAGAAGAAAGAAUUAACUCUCCAAUCUCUAGAAACUAUGAUUGGAGAGAGUUGGGACCUGCAAGUGCAACUCCUCUAUGA
This is a messenger RNA of Scutellospora calospora, 276 nucleotides long. NCBI's taxonomy places the organism in Eukaryota, Fungi, Glomeromycota, Glomeromycetes, Diversisporales, Gigasporaceae. The record is from the annotation of a GenBank genome assembly.